AUGGAGACGGUGUCUCUCGCGUCGCUCCCUUCCGACCUGUUGACGCAGAUCGUGCGACGGCUCGCCGUCGUGGACGUGGCUGCAGUGGACUGUGCUGCGGGUUGCUUCCAUUGCCCGGCACCUGGGCAAGCCUCGUCUGCAGUGGAGCAGGCAUUGCUUGCGCGAAACCCGACCGUGCGUGCUGCCUACGCCGCCGCGCCCCCAUCGAGCUGGACGCAGUUCCUUCUGUGGUACGAAUGGUUCGAUCGGUACUGUGUUCACCAGCCCAUCUCUGCAGGCGCCACGCACAAUGCGUUUGUGCGCGCGGACGGCAGGUUGUUGACCUGCGGCGUGGAGGUGGGCGACGACGUGAUCAUGGGCCGCGAGCGCAGGUCCCCCGGUGCCCUCGGUCAGGGUAAUAACGUGGCCAUCAUGCCCGGCCCGACGCUUGUGCCCGGUUGCACGGUACGGUUCGUGAGCGUGAGCGUGGGAGAGGGGCACACGCUCGCGUUGGCGGAAUCGGGCGAGGUCUUUUCUUGCGGCAGCGACUUGCACGGCCAGCUCGGCCACGGCUCACUCGACGAAGGAGCGGCGCAUGCCCUGUACGAAGCGAGAUGCUCGAACGAGCUGAAGGCCCGCAUUGCAGAGGCGCACCUGUCCUAUGAGGAGCGGCUUGAGAUGCUGGCGGGCGAACUGGCGGACGCCACUCUCGCUCGCUUCCUCUGCUCGUGGCUGAGCCCACUGCAGGGCAGGCACGGAAUGGGUGCGUUCGCCCCUGGUGAGACCGCGCCCCACCAAGCGGUGUACACGCCACGCCGCAUCGAAGCGCUUGCUGACGUGCGUGCCACCGCCGUUGCGGCUGGCGGCACCUCGAGCCUGAUCCUGCUCCUCAACGGAGAGGUGCACUCGUGCGGUGGCGUCCUCCUGCACGGCUGGCAGCGCCGCCAGGGAGCCCCAUGGCUUGGUCACGGUGCGACGUGCGAGCGGCAGGCCCUCCCAAAGCGCAUCGAGGCUCUUGUGGCCGCGGGAGUUCGCGGGCGGGGCGUCUCUGCGGGCCAGAAGCAUAGCCUCGUCAUCGGCGCCGAUGGCGACCUGUGGUCGUUUGGCUACCCGGACGCCCGCCUUGGGCGUGGCUUCAUCGAGGAAGACGUGUACGAGGACGGCAUUCCGUCGCCACAGCGCUACGAGGAGCUGAGCGGCGUGGGUCUUGUGCAGGGCCUCAGCGGACAGCAGGUGGCCUCGGCUUGUUCCGCGGGGCAGGACCACUCGCUCGUGCUCUGCGCAGACGGCACCUGCUGGUCGUUUGGGGUCACCUGCCCGAUGGGCGCGGAUGGCAGCUUGCUGUGGGGAGUCGGUCGCCUCGGCUUGGGUGCCACACCCAACGACGACCCUGGCCUGAGCUACGGCUUCGCGCCGCGUGACUUCGCGAUCGCGCGGCGCAUCGGUGGCUCUCUCGACGGCCGGAGGGUCAUCAGCAUCUCAGCAGGCGGACCGGAAGGCCACGGACUCGGCCAGAGCCUGGUGGCAACGGUAGACGGCUCCGUGUACACCUUUGGCACGGCUGCUGCACCCGGCCCUCACCCUCCGCCUUCUCAGCCAACGCAGUUCGAUUCGCUGACGGCCCACUCUAUCCACGUCGUCGCCGCUGGCCGCGGCCUCUGGCUUCCAGGUGCCCCUGGCACGGGCAGCUGCGGUGCGCACGCGCUUGCGGUGGACGGCGACGGCCAUGUCUUUGCGUGGGGCAUGGCGCUCGGCUGGGUGGCUGCUGCCGCCGACGCACAGCCGGUCAGUGUCGCACAGAUGGACGAUCACCACCGCGACGUGCACGAGGAGGCCGACGAGCCGGCGCACCUUCAGGCAUUCCUCGAGCAGGAGCGCGCACGGCUGGGGGCGUGGGAGGAGCUCGACGCCGACGGGCGGCGGCAGCAAGGCAUCACCGCGGCCUCCAUCGAAAAUCUCGGCGUGCACCUGCGCGCCACCGAGCAGCGGUUGGAGCACUUGCGCACUAACCCUCGGCCGCCCCCGAAUCCAUCCGCACACGUCGAUUGGGGGCACAUCAUCGCUGAGCCGCAGGAGCAUCCCACGCUGCAACUGCGAGUGUCAUCGACCGUGCGCGGCACCCACCUGUAG
Emiliania huxleyi CCMP1516 is the source of this 2109-nucleotide messenger RNA. RefSeq lists its product as hypothetical. NCBI's taxonomy places the organism in Eukaryota, Haptophyta, Isochrysidales, Noelaerhabdaceae. The record is from RefSeq and is a predicted model, not a curated record. The coding region runs from base 1 to 2109 and encodes 702 amino acids. The transcript has a single exon.